UUCGGAGCCGACAACCCCUGGUCAUACUCGACCCUUCUCCACAACGAUAUUCUUAGUAGAAUUGACCCGAGUUCUAUUGCUUCAUGCACAUCCAGAUGAUUUCCAUCUCGGCUCCCCUGCUCUGUUCGACGCUGACAGCCAGUUCUACUCUGGCCAUUACGACGUCCCUCUUGGCGAGAUUUUAGAACGACACCAACGAGUCCAACUCGACGACACCACUUCUCUCAAUGGCGUUCUUCAGUUCAGACGGGAUUUAGAGAAUGUAAGAGAUGUCCAUUCCACCAUACUCCGCAAGGAAAUGGACGUAGAACGGAGUUCCACGGCACGACUACCGGGUUACGACGACAGAGCGUCGGGGUCCACCGAGUCGGAGUUGACGGAGAAGAUUCAAAGGAGAUGGAGACGAAGGGAACGGAAAUGGGAGGUGGAUCUCUUUUACGGGAGAGGUGCACCAGAUCGAGAAGAACAAGGAAUCUUGACUCAGUCUUCUGAUGGACCUGGGCGAAAUGACAAUGCGCCUGUAUACUACGGACCCGGCUCCAACAACAUGGAACGCUGGAACGAAGGAGGAUUCAUUCAGAUUUCGGACUAA
Acaulospora colombiana is the source of this 592-nucleotide messenger RNA. NCBI's taxonomy places the organism in Eukaryota, Fungi, Glomeromycota, Glomeromycetes, Diversisporales, Acaulosporaceae. The record is from the annotation of a GenBank genome assembly.